AUGGAGUUUAGCUUGCUAUUUAUGUUUUUAGCUUGGACUGCAGUGAUGACUUAUUUAACGUUUGGUAUCGGUGAGUUGCAAACUGCGAAACAUUUUUAAUUUUCAAAGUCAUCCUCCAUAAGUGCAAUUUCGAACGUAUGUUCAGUUUUCUCGUUUCCCUGUUCCAGUCAUAACUGUUCAUAACUGUCUGUACAGAAGCCCUUGGCUUAACACUUACCUGUGGGAACCAAUUUAUGUAACGAUUCAUAUUUCCGGCGUCCAACCAUAACGAAAAACCUGAAUUCAACAUCAACGACUGGAGAAUGAUGACAACAUUUCUUGGGUAGAAAUUAAAGGGGAAAUGAACGAAAGGGAAUUUUUAUCGAAUGCCAUUUAGAAAAAUCAAUAAAUUAGUCAUGAAAGAAAGUAAUAAUUUCGGAUGCAAAGGAGAACUUCUAAUUCUCUAAGCACUGGGUGGGGCAUGGAUUCCGAAGGUCUGAGGUUCAGUUCCACAGGGGAACUCGGAAGUUUUUUUUUGUCCUACGUUCGUGACAAGGUAAAAAGAUAUCUUUAGUAUAUUUUUUAACAGCGGACAGUGUUGAAGCGUGAUCUAAUAUUCACCUCCAAGCAACUCGCGCGGGAUUUGCGCCCGAAAAAAGUUGUAAUCGUUGCAGGAAUAAAUGAGUUCAUGUGAGUUUAAAUCAUCUUUGCGAUGCAUUUCAUCAUCUGGCUUCGAGGCUCGGUAAAUAUGUAUCACUAGCCACCUCCGCUUCGGUGAAAAGUUGGUAAUUAUUAUUGAAUUGUUUUAUUUUAGAGAGAGAUCGCACGAUGCUUUUUCCUGAUUACUACUUCGUUGCUGAAAGACGUUUGGUAAAUCAUACGAUUGCAACAAAAUACGUCAAGAACUUUGAUGACUGCGAGCUUUUGUGCUACUUGAACGACAGCUGUGUCAGUGCUAACUUCAAAAAGGAUCCAGAGAAUGGUGGAAUAGCUUAUGCCUGUGAACUGAAUAACGCCACUCAUCUGGAGCACGAGGUGGACCUGAUAACUGACAUCGUUUUCUAUUACCGUGGGUCUGAGGUGGGUUACAACUUAAAAUUAGUGCAAUAG
This is a messenger RNA of Pocillopora meandrina, 1089 nucleotides long. The record is from the annotation of a GenBank genome assembly. Lineage: Eukaryota; Metazoa; Cnidaria; Anthozoa; Scleractinia; Pocilloporidae.